Molecule: messenger RNA, 2571 nt
Organism: Penicillium angulare
Lineage: Eukaryota; Fungi; Ascomycota; Eurotiomycetes; Eurotiales; Aspergillaceae
Exons: 4
Coding region: 1-2571 (856 amino acids)
Biological process (GO): DNA double-strand break attachment to nuclear envelope; double-strand break repair
Cellular component (GO): Cul8-RING ubiquitin ligase complex; nucleus
Source: RefSeq, a predicted model, not a curated record
AUGCCACAGUCAGCGGAGGAGCCCAAGCUCUUCGACCAGUGUAACGUAUGCAUUGUAUGCACAGAUUCGUUGCCCCUCGAGGCUGCUGAACAGCUAGCAGCAGUCAUCGAAGAAUACGGAGGCGAACCAUCCAUUCAUCACUCGACGCCGACAAAAGACGAUACAACCGCAUGCUCGCAUAUCAUCUCUAACACGAUAAAUUUCGAGACCUAUGACCUUGCCUCCAAGGCGUUGAUCCCAGUGGUAAAGCCCUCAUGGGUUCAUACUUCUCUACAAAAACGAAAGCUCGCCAACCCUCGGCAGCACAGUCCAGACCCCCGUCUUUUCCUGAAUGAUGUGGUGGUUACCUGCGGUGACAUCCCCGAGGGCGACAAAGAUGCCAUCAUCGGUGGAGUUGUGGCUAAGGGCGGGUUGUACAGCUCUCGCAUGUCAGCUUUAGUCACCCAUUUGGUUGACUUGACAGUCACGUCGGAUAAGGCGCGCCUGGCUCAGACUAAGAAGUUGCGUAUUAAGAUCAUCUUACCUCAUUGGUUUGAUGACUGUCUGAAACUUGGCCAGCGGAUAGAUGAGCGCCCAUACAUCCUUCCGGAUCCCGAGAUCUUGCGCGCCGAUCCAGAUGACCCUAUUCGGGGAUUCGGAAACAAGGGUCUGGCUGGUGCAUCAACACCCGAACCGGCCGCUUUGCCUACCCAGAGUAACGGCGUCGAGGGUACCAACCAACGCAAUGUGUUUGAUGGGAAAUGCAUAAUGUUGUCUCCUGACUUAAGCAUUGGCACGCAUUUGCUAGAAUCCAUUGAAGCAGUGGUCAAGCGAGGCGGCGCAACGAUGACGGGCAACGUGGCUGAGGCAGAUUGGAUUAUUUGCCGCUUUCGCGAGGGGUUCGUCUAUCGAACUGCGUCGCGUUUGGGGAAAGAAGUUGGCAAUUUGGCGUGGCUGUAUUCGCUCAUGACUUUCAACGAGUACACCCGGCCCCUAAGCAGAAUGCUUCACUACCCUGUAUCACGCGCGCCAAUUCCUGGUUUUAAAGGUCUGAAGAUAAGUCUGUCAAACUAUGUCGGCGAAGCUCGCAUUUAUCUUGAGAACUUGAUCGCUGCGGCUGGUGGUGAGUGCACAAAGACACUGAAGCAGGAAAACACUCAUCUCAUUACGGCCCACGGGUCGAGCGAGAAGUGCACUGCAGCCAGGGAAUGGGGUUUGCAAGUUGUGAACCAUCUAUGGCUGGAAGAUAGCUACGCCAACUGGAAGAUGCAGCCCGUAUCUGACCCGCGGUAUAAUCACUUCCCUUCUCGAACAAACUUGGGUGAUGUGGCUGGCCAGAAAAUGCUGGAUAGGGAUGUCUUGGAGAAAAACUUUUUCCCAUCCGAAGACACUGAACAAUCAAGCUCUCCUCCACCGGUCUUGCAAGAUCACCCCAGCAAUGUACCGACAAUGCCGCCCCCUGAAAAAAAGCAGAAGGCUGGUAAGAAGGCUUUGGAGGCCGACCAAGGCACCCCAAAAGCUACUGCCAAGGGUCGUCAGGCCGUGGACAAGAAUGCGCAAACUCCUGCCGGUUCCCGGCUCAUUCCAGAUGAGAUGGACAUUGAUACGCCAUCGUCCACCAACAGUCGCAAGUCCAAAGAGGCAGCAAUUGCGCAUCUGCACGAACUCGCCCCAGAUAUCGCCUUGUAUGAAAAGGAGAAGAAGCGUGUCGGGGGCGUCAUUCAUGGCGGUCGACGGAAGUCUGAUGAAGACCGCGUGCGCGAAAACCCCAAGAAGCGCCGCUCGGUUGAGUCAGAGGCAGAAAGUGAAGGAGAACAAGUCAACGAUGCCAAACGACCAAAAAAAUCUCGACCGGCGAUUUCAAUGCAUUUACUAAUCACUGGCUACCAAAAAUGGGUUGGAAAGGGCAACGAGAAGAAGGAAGAUGCAGACAGGCGACAUCUCCGAGACCUGGGUAUCAUGGUUGUUCAGGAUGCCCGCCGCUGCACCCACAUGGCUGCUCCAUCUAUUCUGCGGACUACCAAAUUUGUUAAUGCCUUGGCAUAUGCUCCUCUCAUUAUCAGCACGGAUUUUAUCACAAGCUGUCUUGAGGAAGACGAGUUGCUAAAUCCCGCCGAUUUCAAAUUAAACGAUAAAGCAGCAGAGGCUAAAUUCGGGUUCUCUUUGGCCAAGGCCACAAAUAAAGCGAAAGACAAUAAGAACAAAAUGUUACACGGUUUCCGCAUCUACUGCGUGGAAGACGUGCGUGGGGGCUUCGAUGCGUUUAAAUCCAUUGUGGAGGCUAAUGGAGGAGAAUGCUUGCUCUUCCGUGGUCGCCUUGCUUUGACAAAUCCUCCCCGGCGGGAGGAAAGCGACGACGAAGAGGAGAUGGAUGACUACACACCCGGCCGACACGACGUCUUCCUGCUCAGCAGUGCUGAAACUAAACAUGCUCGUCUUUGGCCUCGCUUCCGCCAGGUUGCCGGUGAUAUCAAGCGCGCCCCAAAGAUUGUCCGAGUCGACUGGUUACUUGACAUGGCCAUGUCACAAGAGCUGAAGAGUGCGGAUGAGUACGAGCUGACGGAGGAUAUGGUUGGCAAGGAUGACCAAUAG